CUUUCCUUGACAGCUGUUCGGGCCUGCUCUACAGAAAUCGAAAAUCAACUGCAAAUCGGCAAGACCGCCUUCAUCAGCAACAAGCCAUCACCGCAUCACCUUGGUCAAGAGACCUUGUGUGUUCACUCCUGCCCUGGCUGAUGUUUUUUGCUUGAUGGAUGUGUGCUUGUUGAUCGAUCAUUGAGAAGGCAACAGACAUCAUUUUUAAAAAGCAGAUCCAAAGCACCCGCAAGAAGACGAGCAAAAGAAACAAUCGUAGAGAGCAAAGAGAGCAGAAACAAGAAGAGAUCCGUUGAGUUCUUUAUUGGCUUUUUUUGGUGACACCAGACCGUACCGACGGCAAUAGCACAACCAUGUUUGUACCAAUCUUGGACGACGAGGAAGAAGAAGAGCUGCACCACCAACAGCCGCAGCGAGAGUUUCGUCCGGCAUUUGGCACGAUGAUGGCUCGAGUGGUGAAGAUCAACAACAUUGUGUUGCUGCUGAGUCUCGGUGUGGCAACCUUUUGUCAGUAUAGUACACUGGAACCGGAGUAUGUCAACGCGCUCAUGUGGGCCAAACAAGCAUCACAAGAUGGAGCAUCGCUGCUCUCGACACAAUCCAUGAUUCUGCGGACACUGCAAUCGUUUCUGUCGGUGCUGUUAUUGACAUUCCUCCGAACCGUAGUCUUUGCACGGCAACACCAAGACGAGGCGUCGACGUUUCACGCUGUCUUAUCCGACCUGCUCUUUCACAUUCAAUGUCGAUUGGUGAUUGGAUUCUUGGCAUGUUUCACCACGCCGUGGAUUCCCUUUGAUUUGAUGGAGACGGCCGUCGUCUGCAUCUCGCUUUCGACGCAAAUCACAAAAUUGGCCGUUCUGCAAUAGGAAGAAAACCCAAACAACAAACCAUGCCAUGGAACAUUGCUACAACAUUUGUAGCAUCAGUGAUGGGGGUGCAGACAGGAAUGCCAAAAACACGACAAGUAAAAAUCAGAUGGGGAAUUCAUCACUACCGGAAGCCAGGAAUCGCGCCAACAGAGUCUCCUGACUGGUUAACCAGGAUGCAAGUAGUGAAGAAGCAGUGAACGAACGAACGAACACAAGGGUUGGGAAUGCCUUCCUAUCGCGUGAAGCAAUCGAACCAAUCGAGCAAGCAAUCAUUUCUCUGGAGCCGUGGUGCCUGUACUAGCCAAGACCUUAGAACCACUCAUAAACGUAAUUCUUAAUAACAGUCAUACUUUUUUGAAACGGAGACA
Seminavis robusta is the source of this 1237-nucleotide messenger RNA. The record is from the annotation of a GenBank genome assembly. Lineage: Eukaryota; Bacillariophyta; Bacillariophyceae; Naviculales; Naviculaceae.